Cinara cedri is the source of this 645-nucleotide messenger RNA. NCBI's taxonomy places the organism in Eukaryota, Metazoa, Arthropoda, Insecta, Hemiptera, Aphididae. The record is from the annotation of a GenBank genome assembly.
UUGAUAAUUCUCAUUUAUUUAUAGGUUUCAUAAUUGGCGGUAUUGGAGGGUUUGGAGUUACGGGCGGUGCGCAUAGAUAUUACACGCAUAGAUCAUUCAAAGCGAAAUUGCCAUUACAAAUUAUACUUUUGGCGUGUUACACGGUAUCAGGACAGGUACGGUACAUCGGAUGGAUUUCGAUUAAAAAUAAUACGAUGAGAUCAAUAUAAUAUAUUAAUACAUCUACGCAUUUAGAACACUAUACCGGACUGGGUUAGAGAUCACCGGGUUCAUUGUGCCGAUAAUGGUACCGGUGUUUUUGUGGAACGAAUCUUGGAAUAUAGCCGUGUUCGGAAUGGCAAUAGUUCGGUACGUGCUAAAUUUGAAUUUCACGUGGUCUGUAAACAGCGUCGCUCAUAUUUGGGGCAACAAACCAUACGACACGUGAGUGUAUAAACUAUAAGUAAUUAAUUUUAUGUAUAACAUACGAAGGUUUUGAUUUUUUUUUUUUGUGUGUGUGUUUUCCAGACGUAUUCAGCCCGUGCAAAACUUUUUCGUGUCUAUAGUGGCCUUGGGGGAAGGGUGGCACAAUUAUCACCACGUUUUCCCGUAUGACUACAGAGCGGCCGAAAUCGGCGGAUAUUUGCUGAACAUGACAACCAUGUG